AUAACUACUAACAAAAUGAUUUUAUUAGCAAUAGUUGUAGUAUUACUUAUUACACUGUAUCUAUACAAUGUAAGAAAUUAUGAUUACUGGGAAAAAAGAGGUAUAAAAUACGUAAAACCAGUGAUAAUUUUCGGAUCUGUAGUAAAGACAUAUAUGCUACAGGAAAGUAUGACUACCGCAAUGUGCAAAAUAUACAAUAACUACCCCAAAGAGAAACUGGUAGGGGCAUUUAGAACAACAACUCCAGUUUUGAUAAUUAGAGAUCCUGCGAUAGUGAAAAAUGUUAUAAUCUCCGACUUCGUUUACUUUCAUGAACGUGGAAUCAUACCAGGUAAAUCACUAGAACCCAUGUUUAAAAAUUUGUUCUUCGGAGAAGGUGACUUGUGGCGCUUACUAAGACAACGACUAACACCCGCAUUUACCAGUGGUAAAUUACGAGCAAUGUUUCCCUUAAUUGUUGAACGCGCGGAACAUUUGCGAGCACGAGCUCUAAAAGCAGCAGUCAAUGGUAGUACAAUGGAUGCACGAGAUUUAAUGGCAAGAUAUACUACAGAUUUCAUCGGUGCUUGUGGAUUCGGCCUAGAAGCGGACUCUCUCAACGAUGAAGAUGCUGCAUUCCGACAGCUAGGUAUUAAAAUAUUUACAUUCGAUCUUCAAGAUGCUUUAGUUGUGCUAUUAAAAGAUAUGUUCCCAGUUAUGGCAAAGAACUUGAGAAUAAUGGGGAAAGUUGAAAGUGAAUUAAUAAUUCUGGUCAAGGAGAUUCUAAGAAAGAGAAACUACAAACCUUCUGGACGACAUGAUUUCAUCGAUUUGUUGUUAGAAUGCAAAAACCAAGGAACCGUUAUUGGUCAGUCAAUAGAAAAAUUUAACGACGAUGGAACUCCUAAAGAGGCUAAAUUAGAAUUCGAUGACGUAAUUAUAGCCGCCCAAGUAUUUGUAUUUUUCGCAGCUGGUUUUGAAACAUCUUCUUCUGCAACGAGUUUUACAUUACACCAACUUGCUCAUAAUCCAGAAGUACAAAAAAAAGUACACAAGGAGAUUGACACUGUACUAGCUAAAUACGACAACAAGCUCUGUUAUGAGGCUAUUAACGAACUGACUUAUUUAACAUGGACCUUUAAAGAAGCAAUGAGGAUUUUUCCUUCACUAGGAUUUUUAGCCAGAACUUGCAGAAAAAAAUAUACAUUUCCAAAUAGUGACUUGACCAUUGAUGAAGGAGUAAACAUCGUAAUACCCAUUCAAUCCUUUCAUAAUGAUCCUCAGUAUUGGGAUAAUCCUCAAGAAUUUCGACCUGAAAGAUUUCAUCCUGAUGAAUUUAAUGAAAUUCACAAAAGUGUUUAUCUUCCAUUUGGUGACGGCCCUCGCAAUUGUAUAGGUGCUCGUCUGGGAUUAAUGCAAUCUUUAGCUGGUUUGACUGCUAUUCUAUCUCAGUUCUCUGUAGAACCUGCACCAGAGACUAAGCGUUACCCUACUAUAGACCCCACCUCACAUGUGGUACAAAGUAUUUCAGGAGGUCUACCACUCUUGUUCAAUGUGAGAAAGGAUGUAAAAUUGUGUUGA
Molecule: messenger RNA, 1560 nt
Organism: Achroia grisella
Lineage: Eukaryota; Metazoa; Arthropoda; Insecta; Lepidoptera; Pyralidae
Product: cytochrome P450 6B7-like
Exons: 2
Coding region: 16-1560 (514 amino acids)
Molecular function (GO): monooxygenase activity; heme binding; oxidoreductase activity, acting on paired donors, with incorporation or reduction of molecular oxygen
Source: RefSeq, a predicted model, not a curated record